Peronospora belbahrii is the source of this 771-nucleotide messenger RNA. Lineage: Eukaryota; Oomycota; Peronosporomycetes; Peronosporales; Peronosporaceae. The record is from the annotation of a GenBank genome assembly.
AUGACCAAGUCGAGUGAAAUUAAGCGAGAUAUAUAUUACCGCAAGGCCAAGGAGGUGGGAUUUCGUGCACGUUCAGCAUUCAAAUUACUCCAACUGGACGAGCAAUUUGACUUUCUACGGAAUGUACAGCGUGCCGUCGACUUGUGUGCAGCACCUGGAAGCUGGAGUCAAGUGUUGAGUCGCAAGCUGUACGAUCGAGAUAGUAGAAAGAGUUUAGAUAGUAGCGACGUGCGCAUUGUGUCGGUGGAUUUGCAAGAAAUGGCGCCAAUUGCUGGUGUGCAGCUGCUUCAGGGCGACAUUACAUCCAAGCGUACGGCUGGGCAGAUCAUCCGUCACUUCUACGGUGCUAAAGCCCAAGUGGUCGUGAGCGACGGUGCGCCUGAUGUUACAGGAGUGCAUGAUAUUGACGAAUUUGUGCAAGCGGAGCUACUCGCAGCGGCGCUUAACAUUACUACUCAUGUGCUGGAAGAAGGUGGAGCAUUUGUGGCCAAGAUUUUUCGCUGUGAGCAGUACAGUCUUCUAGCAACGCAGCUCAGCAUUUUAUUUGAAAGUGUGUCAUGCUCAAAACCUAUGAGCAGUCGUGCACAAAGUAAUGAGGCGUUUGUGGUGUGUCAAGGAUUUCGACUUCCAAAGAACUACACGCCUGUGAUGACAUCUUACCUGCUUCCACAGUACGGACUUAAGGAGAAUGAAAAGCACGAUUCACUGCUUGUGCCGUUCUUUGCAAGUGGAGACCUGUCAGGAUACGACACAAUACAGCAAUUCUACUAA